CCUAUAUAACCGUCUGUAUAUUGAAGAUACAGGAAGAUUGUGUUCGCUUAUUGGCUGCUGUGAACAACAAAAUAAAUAUGGGUUUAACUAGCAUAUAUACAGUGUUAAUAUUACUGUUUGGAUAUACUGUUAAUGGAUAUAUUCUAUCAAAUAAACAAGGAAAGGGUCCCACCUGUUCGGACAUUAAAAUUAUCACACGUGCGCAAUGGGGAGCACGUGCACCUAAAAGCACGGAAAACCUAACACUACCCGUGCCCGAGUUCUUUAUACAUCAUACAGAUACUCCAGAAUGUUUUGACUUGAAGGCGUGUUCGGCUGCAGUAAGGGGCAUACAGAAAUUUCAUAUGGACUACAGAGGCUGGGUUGAUAUCGGAUAUAAUUUCUUGGUUGGUGAAGACGGUUUUGUGUAUGAGGGACGAGGCUGGACUCACGUUGGAUCUCAUACGAAAGGCUACAAUUCUCAGUCGUUGGGCACAUCUGUUAUUGGAGAUUACAUGAAAAAAAAUCCAAACAAAAAGGCUCUAGACGCGUUACGGGGAUUGAUACACUGUGCAGAAGUUAACAAUAUGCUGUAUCCGAAUUACCGACUUUACGGCCACAGGGACGCUAAUAACAAUACGGAUUGUCCGGGAGAUACACUGUACAAACUUAUACAAACGUGGCCGCAUUACAGUCAUGUACCACCACAAACUCUCCUCUUCGAAAAAUAUAACAUGUCUGCUAGAAAUUAGAACCCUGAAAGGUCGAUAAUGUCUCAGAAAUGCUAUCAUUUUUUAUUUUUCAAUAACUGUUUAUUGUUGGUAUCUUGGUACAGUUUCCAAUUUUUGUAUCUUGAGUUCUGUUGGUAACUUGUAUGAUUAUAUUAAAUUAAUAUUUUGUACGGAAAAUUAAAGAAAAUUAAAAAAAAUUAGAGAUGAA
Messenger RNA from Ruditapes philippinarum (Manila clam), 918 nucleotides. RefSeq names its product peptidoglycan recognition protein 1-like. Gene Ontology annotation, biological process: innate immune response; peptidoglycan catabolic process. The transcript is spliced from 4 exons. NCBI's taxonomy places the organism in Eukaryota, Metazoa, Mollusca, Bivalvia, Venerida, Veneridae. The coding region runs from base 78 to 731 and encodes 217 amino acids. Gene Ontology annotation, molecular function: zinc ion binding; N-acetylmuramoyl-L-alanine amidase activity; peptidoglycan binding. The record is from RefSeq and is a predicted model, not a curated record.